AUGGGGAACUGCUGUUCCUCUUGCCUCCGCAGGAGACAAAAAGAUGGUCUCUACGAACCGGUCCUCGCUGAUAGUGAGCGAGAAGCUGUUGCGGAUCUACUUCAGUAUCUCGAAAACCGAGCUGAAACAGAUUUCUUCUCUGGCGAGCCGCUUCGCGCCCUGAGUACUCUGGUCUACUCUGAUAACGUCGAUUUGCAACGAAGCGCUAGUUUGACCUUUGCUGAGAUCACCGAACGAGAUGUCAGAGAAGUUGACAGAGACACACUCGAGCCCAUAUUGUUUCUUCUGCAGAGUCCCGACAUUGAGGUGCAACGAGCAGCAAGCGCGGCAUUGGGCAACCUUGCCGUGAAUACCGAGAAUAAAGUUGCCAUCGUUCAACUGGGCGGCCUCGCCCCUCUUAUCCGUCAGAUGAUGUCACCUAAUGUCGAGGUCCAGUGUAAUGCAGUGGGCUGUAUCACCAAUUUGGCUACGCACGAAGAUAACAAGGCCAAGAUUGCGAGAUCUGGCGCUUUGGGACCUCUAACAAGACUCGCAAAGUCCAAAGACAUGCGGGUUCAGAGGAAUGCCACCGGCGCGCUGCUGAACAUGACUCACUCAGAUGAUAAUAGACAACAGUUGGUCAAUGCCGGCGCAAUCCCUGUCCUUGUCCAGUUGCUUUCCUCGCAGGAUGUUGACGUGCAAUAUUAUUGCACCACUGCCCUUAGCAAUAUCGCUGUCGACGCCAAUAACCGCAAGAAGCUCGCGCAAACAGAAAGCCGACUUGUUCAGUCGCUUGUCCACCUUAUGGACUCGUCAUCUCCAAAAGUGCAGUGCCAAGCGGCGCUUGCCCUGCGGAAUUUGGCCUCGGACGAAAAAUACCAACUCGAGAUUGUCCGUGCUCGGGGACUGCCGCCUUUGCUCCGGCUUCUGCAAUCAUCGUAUCUCCCGCUGAUACUCUCUGCGGUCGCCUGCAUCCGUAACAUCUCAAUUCACCCUCUAAAUGAAUCACCGAUUAUCGAUGCCGGCUUCCUGCGCCCCCUAGUAGAUUUGCUUGGCUCCACAGACAAUGAGGAGAUACAAUGCCACGCAAUCUCCACUUUGCGCAACCUGGCAGCAAGUUCUGACAGGAACAAGCAACUUGUUCUUGAGGCAGGUGCAGUGCAAAAGUGCAAGGACCUCGUUCUUGAUGUGCCUCUGAGCGUCCAAUCCGAAAUGACGGCAGCAAUUGCUGUGCUUGCGCUCAGCGACGACUUGAAGACUCAUUUGCUGAACUUGGGAGUGUUUGACGUGCUCAUUCCUCUCACUGAUUCCGAGAGCAUCGAGGUACAGGGUAACAGUGCAGCAGCCUUGGGCAAUCUCUCGUCCAAAGUUGGCGAUUACUCCAUCUUUAUUCAGGACUGGACACAGCCCGAUGGAGGCGUGCAUGGCUAUCUGCGGCGAUUUUUAGCCAGCGGAGACCCCACAUUCCAACACAUUGCGAUUUGGACACUGCUUCAACUGUUAGAAUCUGAAGACAAGCGGCUCGUCAAUUUGAUUGCGCAGUCGGAGGAGAUUGUCCGCAUGAUCAAGACUAUAUCCGACAAAACCAUAGAACCAGACGACGAGGACAGCGAAGACGGCGAGGGUGAGGUUGUGAACCUGGCUAGACGAUGUCUCGACCUUCUCGGACAAGGGCCCAAACACACUCUUGUGGAUGCCUAA
Xylona heveae TC161 is the source of this 1680-nucleotide messenger RNA. RefSeq names its product vacuolar protein 8. Bases 1 to 1680 code for a protein of 559 amino acids. Gene Ontology annotation, biological process: vacuole inheritance; nucleus-vacuole junction assembly. Gene Ontology annotation, molecular function: protein binding; protein-membrane adaptor activity. The transcript is spliced from 7 exons. NCBI's taxonomy places the organism in Eukaryota, Fungi, Ascomycota, Xylonomycetes, Xylonales, Xylonaceae. Gene Ontology annotation, cellular component: fungal-type vacuole membrane. The record is from RefSeq and is a predicted model, not a curated record.